Dalotia coriaria is the source of this 2375-nucleotide messenger RNA. RefSeq names its product succinate dehydrogenase [ubiquinone] flavoprotein subunit, mitochondrial-like. Gene Ontology annotation, molecular function: flavin adenine dinucleotide binding; succinate dehydrogenase (quinone) activity; electron transfer activity. Lineage: Eukaryota; Metazoa; Arthropoda; Insecta; Coleoptera; Staphylinidae. The record is from RefSeq and is a predicted model, not a curated record. Gene Ontology annotation, biological process: mitochondrial electron transport, succinate to ubiquinone; tricarboxylic acid cycle.
CUCACCGUCCGUGUACGCGAGUGUGCGCGCCGCGGUGUAUUUUUUCGUUGCCAGCCAGUACAGCGCAAACCUGAGCGCCCGAAACAACGUGCCGCACCAGCAAAUCCACUCGAAUCGAAUAACAGCGCACAGGAGGGCCACAAGGGCUUUCGCACCAUGAGCACAAUCUUGAAAUUUUCGCAGGCGUCGGCGCUGGUCGGCUCGAAGAUUGGCCUGUGUCGCGCUGCCGGCAGCCGUGCUCUUCACGUUUCGGCGGACCGUCGCAGCAAUAAGGACUCCACGUAUGGUGUCGUUGACCAUACAUAUGAUGCGGUCGUGGUGGGCGCCGGCGGCGCAGGUCUACGUGCUGCUUUCGGGCUCGUCGCUGAAGGCUUCAAAACCGCGGUUAUCACGAAGUUGUUUCCAACUAGGUCGCAUACUGUUGCCGCACAGGGUGGUAUCAAUGCCGCUGUUGGAAGUAUGGAAGCGGAUAAUUGGCAAUGGCACAUGUACGAUACGGUCAAGGGUUCCGAUUGGUUGGGUGACCAGGAUGCCAUUCACUAUAUGACCCGUGAAGCUGUCAAGGCUGUGAUUGAGUUGGAGAACUACGGUAUGCCCUUCUCCCGCACACCAGAAGGAAAGAUUUACCAGCGUGCGUUCGGUGGUCAAUCGUUGAAAUAUGGUAAAGGCGGUCAAGCGCAUCGUACCUGCUGCGUUGCUGAUCGGACUGGUCACAGUCUCCUACACACCCUCUAUGGUCAAUCGUUAAGAUACGACUGCAACUAUUUCGUAGAAUAUUUCGCGUUGGAUUUACUAAUGGAAGAUGGAGAAUGCCGAGGUGUGAUUGCGCUUUGCCUCGAAGACGGAACCAUUCAUAGGUUCCGAGCGAAGAACACCGUGCUUGCAACUGGUGGGUAUGGCAGGGCAUAUUUCUCUUGUACUUCUGCGCACACUUGCACCGGUGAUGGUUCUGCGAUGGUUACCCGCGCUGGUCUUCAAAAUGAAGAUCUCGAGUUUGUACAGUUCCAUCCGACUGGUAUUUACACCGCUGGAUGUUUGAUUACUGAAGGUUGUCGCGGUGAGGGUGGUUACCUUGUAAAUUCCAAGGGUGAACGUUUCAUGGAGCGUUAUGCUCCAGUUGCGAAAGAUUUAGCUUCCCGGGAUGUCGUUUCGAGGAGUAUGACGAUUGAAAUCCGCGAAGGACGUGGUUGUGGCCCCGAUAAAGACCACGUUCAUUUACAACUGCAUCACUUGCCCGCUGAGCAACUUCAUCAGCGUUUGCCAGGUAUUUCCGAGACAGCGAUGAUCUUUGCUGGCGUGGAUGUUACCAGAGAGCCGAUUCCGGUGUUACCAACUGUGCAUUACAACAUGGGAGGAGUUCCUACUAACUACAGGGGUCAGGUACUGCGUAAUACUGAUGGUACUGAUCAAAUCGUUCGUGGCUUGUACGCUGCGGGUGAGGCGUCUUGUUCCAGCGUGCAUGGUGCCAAUCGACUUGGCGCUAUCCUGCUUGAUUUGGUCGUUUUCGGGCGAGCAUGUGCUAAGACCAUUGCGGAAACAUCGAAACCAGGAGAUAAAAUCGGUGAAUUGUCCAAGAAUGCCGGUGAGAAAACCAUUGCGAACGUUGACCGUUUACGCUAUGCCAAUGGUUCGGUACCAACCGCCAAUCUUCGCCUGCGUAUGCAAAAGUCAAUGCAAACGAACGCGGCCGUUUUCCGCACGGCCGAAACCCUCCAGGAGGGCUGCAGGCAAAUGAAAGAGCUCUACAAAGAGUUGGAUGAUCUAAAGGUGAGCGAUCGCUCGCUAGUCUGGAACUCCGACUUGGUCGAGAGUCUUGAACUGCAGAACUUGAUGCUCUGCGCGAUGCAGACGGUAAUCGGCGCCGAAAACCGUAAAGAAUCACGCGGUGCGCACGCCCGUGAAGAUUUCAAAACGAGGCUGGAUGAAUUCGACUACAGCAAGCCUUUGGAAGGCCAGCAGCGUGUCGAUUACGACAAACACUGGCGCAAGCAUACGCUCACCACCAUGGACGAAAAGACCGGUGCCGUCGACAUCAAGUACCGGCCCGUCAUUGACGAAACGCUCGACCAGAAGGAGUGCGCCACCGUGCCGCCAACGAUCCGAUCAUACUAGGCUCUUACAGCUAAAAUGUACUUAAUUAAUUUACAUUUACACUUACACAACAUACAUACACACACUCACGCCACAGUAUGAUUGCCAUUUAACGUGUCAAGUUAUUUAUUCUCGAGCGACGUAAUUAUUUAUUGUUUAGUUUCAAUGCGGUGCUGCCUGCUGUGCCGGAAAGUAUUACGAUCGAUUUAGGCGAACACUUAUCCUGCGGUGAGGGGGGGAGGGCGAACGGUGUUGUUAUAUAAAAAUAUACAAUUUUCAUUCGA